CAUUUUUUGCUAAGAAGCCACCACAUUGCCUUCGGUUUCUACGCCUCUUAUACUUCUUCAUCCUUGUCCGUCUUUGCUCUCCUCGAAACUCGUCGUUUUCCAAUUUGAUCUGUCGUAAUGUCGGCGGUCUCGUGCUCCACGGCUAGCUCUAGCGGUGGAUGUGGAUUGAGGUCUCAACUAAAGACAUGUGCUUUACCAGCAUUUACCUCUCUUAAUUUCGGCAGAACUGGGCCAAACUCUCAGAGUGACAGAUUAAGUAUUCAUCGGUUGGAAUUGGUACAUGGCAACCGUAAGGCAAGAGGAACAACUAUCUGUAUGACAUUAGUCGACGAAAGACAAUCCACGGGCCAAAAAGUUGUCGACCCUCCUCGGAUCCUGGCGUACGAUCUUGUUCAAGGGGCUCUUGUGAAGUGGACAUGGAAGGAGGACAAGUCUGUUCCAGAUACCCCUGCUGCUGUUCUUCUACAUGGAAUUUUAGGCAGCGGCAAAAACUGGGGCACUUUUGCUCGAAGAUUGGCUCAUGAGUUCCCAAAUUGGCAGUUUCUCUUGGUAGACUUGCGUUGCCAUGGGGAUUCAGCGUCUCUCAAGAAGAGAGGUCCAAACUCUGUUGCUACAACUGCUUCUGAUGUUCUAAAACUUGUUGGUCAGUUGAGGUUAACACCUCGGGUCCUUGUUGGUCACAGCUUUGGAGGGAAAGUUGUUUUAAGCAUGGUGGAACAAGCAGCUAAGCCUCUUCCUCGACCAGUCCGAGCUUGGGUGUUGGAUGCCACUCCUGGAAAGGUUCGUGCAGGAGGAGAUGGAGAGGAUCAUCCACGAGAGCUUAUAUCAUUUCUAAGUACAUUGCCUAAAGUGGUCUCAUCAAAGCCAGAAGUUUUAAACGCUCUUAUCAAAGAAGGGUUUUCGAAUGAAGUAUCACAGUGGGUUGUUACCAAUCUGAGACCUACUGGACCAUCGUGCUCUAGCUUCUCGUGGACAUUUGACUUGGACGGGAUCUCCCAACUUUAUCAGUCCUACGAAGAAACAAAUCUAUGGAACUUUGUUGAGAACCUGCCAAGAGGAGUACAUGUGAAUUUUCUUAAAGCGGAAAGAAGCUUGCACCGUUGGGCCCUAGAAGACCUUCAACGAAUCCACGCCGCUGAAGAGCUCGCCUCUGAAGAAGGCGGCGGCGUAGAAAUGCAUGUCCUGGAAGAUGCCGGUCACUGGGUUCACACGGACAACCCGGAUGGCCUCUUCAGGAUCUUGUCAUCUUCAUUCCAGGUUCUCAGAGCCUGGAGGUGCAAACGCUCUACGUUCUGCCUUUUUCCUGUUUGAUAUAUACUUGUGAAGAAGUUAAGUCUUAAUCACAUCUGACAUAUACAAUA
Brassica oleracea var. oleracea is the source of this 1361-nucleotide messenger RNA. Its product is annotated as alpha/beta hydrolase domain-containing protein 11-like. Bases 118 to 1311 code for a protein of 397 amino acids. The transcript has 13 exons. Lineage: Eukaryota; Viridiplantae; Streptophyta; Magnoliopsida; Brassicales; Brassicaceae. The record is from RefSeq and is a predicted model, not a curated record.